CUCCUCCCCCCUGCCGCUGGUAACCAGCCCUGUUUUCAUUACUCCCCACCGGCAGGAAAGGGGUUGGGUUAAGUCGCCACCAAGAGUCCAAGCGCUCCAAGCGGAGUCCCUAUUUCCCUUCCGGAGAGGUGAGCGGAAAGGGUGGCUGCUGUCGACCCGGAGUUCAGGACGCGAAAGUUCAGGACGGUGGGGGGAUUGCUGCACCAUGGCUGGAUACCUCGGCCUGUGGAUACUCUCGAGUUAUGUAAUCUUUGGAAAUGGACUUCAUUUGGAGAUUCUUGGUGGAAGGCAUGAGCAAGUAUUCCAUCAGAAGAGCCUAAUCAGGCAAAAGCGAGAAUGGAUUGUCCCACCUUCCACGAUCUGGGAAGAACGUGACAAUUCCCAGAAGAACCCAAUUGCUAAGAUUCGGUCUGACAAAGAUGUUGAAUCAGGAGUAAUUAUUACUUACACCAUUUCUGGCCAAGGAGUCACAGAACCACCAUAUCAUUUGUUCGUGAUUAAUGGGAAAACUGGAGAAUUGAACGUAACUGGAAUAGUCGAUCGGGAACAAACACCAGUGUUCCAUCUGAGAGGCUAUGCCCUGAAUCAAAGAGGUGAAAAUCUGGAAAGGCCACUAGAUCUGCGGAUUAAAGUUCUGGAUGUUAAUGACAAUAGCCCAGUGUUUUCACAAACAAGUUUCAGUGGUUCUGUUGAAGAAUUAUGUGAAGUGGGUACUCUUGUGCUGAAGAUAACUGCAACUGACGCAGAUGAGCCCAAUUCACUCAACUCCCAAAUUGCUUUUAAGAUUGUUUCCCAAGAACCUAAUGAUCCUAAUGCAUUUGUCAUUAACAAAGCAACAGGUGAAGUUCGGACAGCAACAUUCCAGCUUGACAGAGAGCUACAUAAUAGUUAUUCCUUGGUUGUGGAAGCAAAAGACCGUGAUGGAAACGAACAAGGGAAUGGUCAAGUGACUACUCUACAGAUCAAGAUUCUGGAUGUUAAUGACAACAUCCCUAAACUUAACAAGACUGUGUAUGAAGGCAGCGUAAAGGAAAAUAUAGCUAAUGUGGAAAUCAUGCGCCUGGACGUCUUUGACAGCGAUGAACAAUUUACUGAUAACUGGCUGGCAAACUUUAUGAUUGUGUCCGGCAAUGAAGGAGGCCACUUCCGUAUAGAAACAGAUUCACAAACCAAUCAAGGAAUUCUUACUCUGAUUAAGGAAGUAAAUUACGAAGAAUUGCGGACAAUGGACCUGAAGAUAGUAGUUUCUAACAAAGCAGCAUAUCACAAAUCAAUUAUUAAUCAAGUUUCCCAAGUAAAACCAAUUUCUGUCAAAAUUAAUGUGGAAAAUGUGAGGGAAGGCCCUGUAUUUAAGCCCCACACAUUAGUGAUUACGACAAGUAAAACAAUGAAAAUAAACCAGAUUAUUGGAAGCUUUCAAGCUUAUGAUGAAGACACUCAAAAAAUAGCAGAACGCAUCACGUAUGCCAAAGGAAGUGAUGUUGCAAAUUGGCUGAUAAUAAAUGCUAAAACAGCUGAAAUCAGACUACGUAAAGUCCUAGACUAUGAAUCACCCUAUGUCAUCAAUGGUACUUACACUGCAACAAUUUUGGCCAUAAGUACUGACUACCCUCCAAAAACAGCUACGGGUACCAUUGUUAUUCAGAUUGAAGACAAGAAUGAUUACUGCCCAGUUCUUGUGACUCAAAAAACAACUGUCUGUACCGAUACAAAGUAUAUUAAUAUCACUGUUGAGGAUCGAGAUAGACAUCCAAAUGGUGGUCCUUUCACUUUCAUGAUCAUUGAUGAACCUGAAAGAAUGUCAGACAAAUGGAGAAUUGGCCAGAUAGAUGGGCCCAGAGCUCAGCUUAUACUCCAGGAUGUGACACCUGGCAAAUACAAAAUUCCUCUUGUAAUAAAAGAUAACCAAGGUUUCAGCUGUCCUGACCAACAAGUACUGGAGGUGGAUGUUUGUGAUUGCAAGGGUGGUUUUGGUUGCCAGGAUAGAAUUGUCGGCUCCUCCGUUUUUCUGGGACCUGCUGCAGUUGCGCUGAUGAUCUUGGCAUUUUUGCUGCUACUCCUCGUGCCUCUCUUACUGCUGGCCUGUGGCUUUGGGUCAGGCUUUGGAUCAGGCGGUGGAAAAGGAUUUGUAGCUAUACCUGACAACAGUGAAGAAAUGUUGCGCAACUGGAACAGUGAAGGAGCAGCACCUGAAGAUAAGGCAAUGCUGAACCUCCUUACUUCCGCUGGAUCAGAAAAACAUGUGAGCAGUGGAGCAGCAGUCAUAGGAGCAGCAGCAGGAGCAGCAGUAGGGAACGGCUUCUCCUCUACAAUCAAGGAGCAGAACAUGAGCAGCAACACAAUCACGAGAUGGCAGAGAGAAGACCGAGAAGCUCUUCUUUCUGGGGCAGAAUUUGCAGGUGCCUCAGCCGCAGGGGCAGGCUUGACAGCAGGUGGGACAAUGCGGCUAGGAGCUGGCAGAUCUUUAGCCAUGGAUACUGGCAUGAUCAUGAAUGAAGAAUUCUUACGGGGUUACUUCAAUGAGAAAGCUGAUGCUUUUGCUGAUGAGGAUGAAGUGCAUCUUGCCAAAGAUUGCCUACUCAUUUACUCCCAGGAGGAAGAGCACGAUUCCCCUCAUGGUUCAGUUGGCUGCUGUAGCUUUAUUGACGGUGACUUUGAUGAACAUUUCUUGGAUGACUUGGGAGACAAAUUUAAGACUCUGGCUGAGAUCUGCAUGGGCAACCACACAGGCCUAAAAGCAGAGCAGUUCAGCUCUCAUACCCAGAAAGAUACAACUGCUCCUGCAAUGAAUGUAUCCAGUUUGCAGUCCUCCCAACAGCAGAACGCAGUGAAUGCCGAACAUACUUAUUCGUCAGGGGCUGUCUACAACCUGUCUGAACCUGUGAAAGGCUUUGGUUCAGAAACGAUGACUGAGAAAACAAUAACUGAGUCAACUGUUACAACUAAGUCUAACCUGCAGCCAGUGAAGCGAAUCCCAGACCCCUUGAUUAGCAGCAGCACCAGCAAUGUUGUAGUGACAGAAACAUCAUAUGGGACAUUACCAUCAACAGUCAUCCGUGACCCUCAGUUUAAGGAGAAUGUGGUAGUGACAGAAAGGGUCCUUGCACCUGCUUCUAACUUGCAGGACAUGUUAGAAAUGCCAGCUGGUGUCUUCCCAGACCUCCCAGAUUCAAAAUAUGUUGUUGUGAGGGAAAGGGAGCGAGUCCUAGUGCCUAGUUCUGACUUAAAGGCUUCUGUAAGCAUCCCCAACCUGUCAGAAGGACAGAAUAUAGUAAUAACAGAGAGAGUAGUGACACCAACUCCUGUUAGGCGAGCCACAAUUGAAGCAGACAUUUUUCCUAACAAUGAGAGGCAGGAACAGAUUUUAAUUUCUGACUCAUUCUUUAACCAAAGUAGCCCCCAGGACAUGCUUCCUACAGGUUCAACCUUAAGCAAGUCCUCAACGGUCAAAAAAAAAUAUAGCUCUGUCCAAUAUACACGCUCAUAGGUGGAUUUCCAUCUCUCACUUCACUGAUAGGAUUGAUUGAUUGAUUGCCUUCUCAAGAGCUUGAAUGUGUUGUUUCACUUUCCUAACAAUGCUUUUUAACAAUCCACAAGGAUGCAACCUUAAAACCAUAUACUAGGUGCAAUUCCUCACUGUGUAAUGCAAGAUUUAUUUUUGAGAAGUUACUCAUAAGAUAGCUCUAUUAAAGAGUUCCUGCAAGAAACUCCCAAGCUUAUGCAGCUAGAAAAGAAUAUUGUUUAUCGAAAGAACAAUAUAAAUUUCUGUAUAACUCCAAAAUCAAUAUAUUUUUAGUCUGGUUGAUAGUCCAAUUGAAGUUAGUUCAGUAUUCAUUAUGCAGCAAAUUCUACUGGCCUGCACCAUGAACCUAAUUUGAAUAUAUAAAUUGACUUCAGAAAUGUACUUUUAAAGAUUGCUGUAUUCACAAUCAGUUCCCACUGAGUUUAGUGGGGUUUAUUCUUCAGUUAGUACAGUCAGGAUGCAGCCUUAAAACUACCAUUUUAACUGGUGUGUUAUUCAUUGUAUACAUAGGGAGCAUUCCUAUUUUUUAAAAGAAUGGAUCUCAUUUCAUUUUUUUUUUAAAUAUAAGCUCUAUAGAUUUUUAUAAAUACUUUACCAAUAGAAACUGAGUGAAACAGGGUUUUAUUUCUUAUAUUUAUAUAUCUUUUUCAAGAUGAAUUAGUUUAUCUGUGUGGUUGGUUCAGAUAUUGUAUUUUAACAAGGUAAUACAUUUCUGAAGGCAGAAUUCCAUCCAGUGUGUGUUUUUCCCCAGAUGCCAGAUAUCACACAAUCAUAACAUCAAAAAAAUUAACAUUUGUCAAUCUCAAGAUUUCUGCCAUUUAAAUAAAUAAAUAAAUGUUUACUUUUUUUUUUUUUAAAAAAAGGUUCUGCACUCUAGGUUGCCUUUUCUGCCUAAUAGUCUGUUGGGAUUCCACACCCCAUUGGACAGGCCCAGUCUGUUUUGUAAAAGGGGGAUUCCCUAAAGAUGAAUCCCAAGGGUUUUCUUCAAGUCUGCUGAUCCCUCCCUCUUGGGAAGUAUGGUUUUAUUAGAUAAGAGUCAGCCUGUGGAAUGCGCUUGUAAGAUAUGGAAAUCACUUUUUUCUUUCCUUGCAUGUGAAAUGGGUUCUUGUGUUGAGCAAUAGGAGAUAAUUGUGUUUCCCCUAAAAUAACACCCGGUCUUAUAUUAAUUUUUACUUCCAGUUGGGUCUUAUUUUCAGGGAAACCCGGUACUAAAUGCGUCCAUCUGGCUGAUGAUCUUAACUGGGGCUUAUUUUGGGGGUAGGGCUUAUAUUACAAGCAUCCUGAAAAUCAUGAAAAAUAAUGGCUUCCCUUAUUUUCAGGAAAACAUGGUAAGCCACUGGAGACUGGUUCAAUUUAAAAAAAUGUAUCCAAUGUAGAAUGGUCUUAUUGGUCUUAAGAGAAGAAGAGAAUUCAACCUAGAGGUCUCUUUGAUACUUCUGUACCAUGGAUAUAUUUUUUUGUUUCAUACACUUUGUAAAAGCUUAAUCUAAAUAAUGACCAUAACAUACAGUAUUUGAGUUGGCUAUUCUUGUACAUACGUCUGUUGAAUAAUAUGAGAAGAAAGUAUAAAUACAUAUGUUUACGUUUUGGGAAUGAAUAAGGCAUACAUGUAAAGGGAAUUAGAUGUCUGCUUAUUUUACAUUUUCUCUUUCCUUUUUAAAUCCAUAGUUUUGUCUAUGGCUGUUGUAUAUGAUCCUGUGUUAUAGGGAAUUUAAGCCACUUCAGUAGUCCACAAUGGACUUACAAUUAUUGCCAUAUUUUUCUCAUCUGGUAUGGGAAUGCAACUUGCUUGAUUUCAAAAUGUAGUAAUGAUUUCAGGGUUCUUAGCUUUCGUUUUAUAUAACAACUUUGCUGUUUAAAUACUAGUUUUGUAAUCAAGGAAUGGGCUGGAUAUGCUGGCAUUUUUUAAUGGAAUUUGAAAUAAAACCAAAAAAAACUA
Molecule: messenger RNA, 5462 nt
Organism: Pantherophis guttatus
Lineage: Eukaryota; Metazoa; Chordata; Lepidosauria; Squamata; Colubridae
Gene: DSG2
Product: desmoglein 2
Biological process (GO): homophilic cell-cell adhesion
Cellular component (GO): plasma membrane; desmosome
Molecular function (GO): calcium ion binding
Source: RefSeq, a predicted model, not a curated record